CACUUGUUUCGGAAAGGUUACGACAAUUGUGAAUAACUUGGGAAUUUUCCAGUGAAAAACAGUGCCUCAUAACAAGUUCGCCGCUAAGAAGAAGUAUCCAUCAGACACGAAGUGUCUGAUCAGUGCUUUCAGUGACAGUGUGUGCCACUUCCGAUGAUCCGGUUAACGGGGUUAAUUAUAUGCACGGAGCUCAGAGAGUGUAAUUAAUGCGUUAAAUCACAUGAGUUUGCUGGAAAGUGUAGUGAUACCAACUCAUACCCGCCAAGAUGGUGGUGACGUAUAAAUUGCUGAGCAGUGCUGAUUUAGUGCUAACUAAUAGUCGUUCCACAAGAGUGAUGAAUCAUCGUGUAGCAUAAUCGAAUGGGCCAGGUAGCAACCAAUUGUAGCCAUACAAAUACCGGUUCUCGAAUAUGAAAAAUAAUAGAUUCCCAAAGAGUUCUACUAAAUUGGCAUUGAAAUAUCUGCAACUCAGUUCUUACCCACAACGUCCGGAAUGUGCCAAUAUGGACGUGUGAUUCGGAGUGAUUGGGGAGCUAUUUAUAACAUGAGUGCUAUAAUUGCGGCAUGUGGCAGGCAAGCAGUCAGCGACUAGAUUAGAAUAGCCACCUCGGAAUCCGUGAGAAAAGAAGAAACAACUCAACGACUCGUUCUUCGUUGGAUCUUGGCAGGCGGAAUCGAGAAACAUCAAGUACCGCUGGCUGGCUGCUGCCUAGUAGUAGUCAGAGUCAGUAUACGUUUGACGUUAUUUGGUUAUGCUCGCUCGCUGAAGUGACGGAACGAAUAUCAACUGUCUGCGCAAUAAGUGGAUAGUGCUGUACAAUAGUGUAUGUGGGACGGCAAUUGGCGAAGAGGAAGAAAAAGAGCGACUUGAGCAGUUUAUCAGUGCGUAAUCUACUACUAUUUGAUUGAAACGGAGUACGGCAGUCAUGAUUCGCUUUUGAGUCGCAACGAUGGGUAAUUAAAUUCAGUUCAAACGAUGUCCCAUCGUAACCAUGGCUUCCGGAGCGGUCACUACUCGGCUGAAAGAAAUGGCAAAUUUGUUUAGCAGCUAAUCAAACUAUCUAUACGAUACGCUAUCACAAACGUACCUUAGUAACAUAAAUAACCGGAGAGACAACGGACUUUGCCUUUGAAAUGCGCUCCAUUCGCAAGUCAAUUGCCGAGUCGGAUGAUGAUGCCACGCGGUCUUCCUCGGGUGGAGGAUCCAGUGCCACCGCCCAGCGCCACAUCGACCUGAGUGUGCUGCGAAAACCGAUCCUAACCGCCGUCACCGGUUUCGUGGAAGCUUUCAAAGCAUACGAAGCGGGCACCGAGGAAAUCCGGAAACUCCUGACCAGCGAGUGUGACGUGCUGUACGAAUGUCGGGUUUGUCGCAAUAUUUUCCGUAGCUUGACCAACUUCAUAUCGCACAAGCGGGUCUACUGCCGGAAGCUGUUCAACGCGGCCCAACACUUUCACUUCCAAAACGAUGGCUUCCUGGAUCAGGACAUUGCGACGAUCCUGCAGGCCGAGCAGGACAGCCAAAACAAGGCGAAGAAGGUGCACGCCGACAUCCUCAACAAGGACCUCUCCAGCAUUAUCGAACGACUGAGGCGGAAGCAGCACAAGCUCAGCGCCGAACUGAGCAUGACUGAUUAUUACGAUAAGGUUAACCAUAAGCUAACACAGGACGAUCUCAGCCGGCAGCAGCACGUACUGCAACUGGAUCGGGUACCAACCUCGGAGGCAGCUGUUUUCCAAACCGUUCGACUGGGUGUGGUGGACUGCAUGCGGACGCAGGUGGGCGAGCUCGACAAUUUGCACCAUAACAACAACAACACGGUGCUGGGACCGGAUGGGAAGGUGGUGGAACCUCAGUCCCGGCCGCAGUCUACCCUUCCUGUCAUCAGGGCACCAUCGGAACAGUACUUCAAGCCAAUCGAGUUGGAGAAAGAGACGAAGGGAGAUGAUGAGAGCAUGGAUAAGACGGCGGUUUAUAGUUGUCAGGAAUGUAAUCUCCAAUUCGAUACGGAGAAGACAUUGAAGCUGCACAGCGAUAUGAAGCAUACACCGUCGACCUACGUGUAUACGUGCCCCUCGUGCCCUAAGACAUUUUUACAACCAGGAGCUGUUAUUCGACAUCUCUGCAAUGAUCACAAAAAAUCCAUGCGUCGCAUCAAACUGAUGCGCGACUCCAUUCUCAAACGACGGGUCCGGGCGGAUGAAGUGGUCGUCAAGGGUCCUUCGCGGGAAGUAUCCCGUCUUCUGCAGGCAGCUUCCGGUAUGUCCACCACCGGCUCAUCUCAGGACGGUGGCAACUCAUCUUCCGGUAUGAUGGAUCACGACGAAGCGGCUGCCACCCGUGCCUGGAUGGAAAAUCUGGAACACUUCGACCAGGGACCCAUGUGCUCGUAUUGUGGGAAAACGUUCGAGCGCAAGGCCGUUCUCAGCACCCACAUGCAGACGUGUGUGCACAAGCUGCGACAGACUGAAAAUGGUUCAGUUCCACCAGCGGCGGCAUCGACUACGUCAUCCAGCAGUAGGCGGAGCAGGACCAAAGAUGAGCCAUCAACAGCGGUGGCAAAGAUCAAGCUGGAACCGGUCGAACCGGUGGCCAGUGACGACUCGAAUUCUUAUGAUGUGCCAUUGUCGACGCUGCAGGCACGCAUCACUCAGGAAGGGAAGGGUUCCGAAAGGCAGCAGCAACAAAAAGUGGUAGAAAGAGUUGUAACGAUCAAACCGGAGGAGCUUGCGUUGCAUGAUGAUUUAGAAUCGAGCAACAGGCGAAAGCGAAAGAAGCCGAUGAUUUUGCUACGAAACGCUACUGACGAUAUAUGCUGGGAAACGGAAGAAGUGGUGGAAGAGAGUGUCUUUGAAGUAAGUGUCUCGCCAAAUGUGCCAAUCAAACAGGAAGUGCUCGAAAGUAGUGAAGUAGUAGAAGCAUUGAAGGGAAAGAAAGCGCCGCGGAGUCGUAAAAAGAAGUGCGACGAGAAAGAAGAUCUGCUCGAUCGGGAACUGAUUGAGAAGUUAGAACUGGGAGAGGAGAUAGUUUGCCGCUGUCUCAAAAAGUACAAUGAUCCUGAGAAGUACAAACAUCAUUUGAAAGUUUUCCACAGCCGGCAAAGGCGGUUCUGGUGUGCUGUUUGUGAAUUCAAGGGCUACCGGAAGGUGGACACCAUAAAUCAUUUGAUGCAGGAACACAAAUACCAAGGCGAUGUGGAGGACAUUAGCUCGUUGAUCAAUUUGCAACCGGUAGAAAAGGUGAAGAAAACUUCCGCCGCUUCUUCAAAUGUUCCUGGUAGCAACGUACAAAUCAAUUCAAUCAUCGAGGCUAUGAAUCGAAACUGUGAUACCAGCUCGACUGAUAUAUCCUUCAUGGAAGUCAGUGCCAGCACUGUAACGCUAGAAAGCAGAACAUCGUCGGUAAAUAUAUCGCUGGAAAAUAGUUCUUCCACCAGAGUGCCAACACCCGAGCCACUUUCACAUGACUCCCCCAAGAAGCGAAGUAGACCAUCUCGCGCUCUUCGCCAAUCUAUCUGUGUCAUGCCUCCAGAAGAAAUCAACAGGAAGCCAUUACCUCCUAGCGAUGACCUACUCGGGGACAGUACUUGCCCUACCUCAAAGCGACCGAUACGGAAUCGCGUGAAACCUGUGGACAAAGAUUUCGUGUAUGACCUUACCCACCUCCUCCAUAAAGAGGAGGAUCUCGAUGACUUCCCUCUGCCGGAGUUAGUCCAGGAAAAGCCACCGCCACCGAGUAAACCCAAAACCGAAUCUAGUCGUGUUCCACCGGUGAAUACCAUCUCUCCCAGCAAACGGGAAUCCCUACGAUCGCACGCUCCCAAGUCCAUUCCAGUGCAUCUAGUCAGGGGUUCCGCAUUGAAAAUGGCUACCCGACAGGUCGAGCUGGGACGGGCCGCCUUCCAUCGUCCACCGGAGCUUCCCCAAGAGCGUUCCUUUAUUCCAUCGCAAGUAACACCGCCUCGCCGAAUAACCACUAUCCACGAUUGGCCAGUGAUCAAAAAAGACCGGAAAAUUGGAUCGAUUACCAAACAUCAAUCGGACAUUCAGAUUAAGCAUCGCUACGCGAAACGAGUGUCUUCGAUGACGAAUACUUUGCUUCCGGAAUUGAUCCGCGAAAAACGCAAAACCAUUCCCCGGCGGAACAGUGUCAUUCCCAUGCGGCAGAGGCUGUCCGCUUCCGUCGAAAUUCUCAACAAGCUGAAUGCAUCGCGAACGGCCGCCGGAUUGGAGGUGGUGCGAACGGUUGAAUCCCCGGUAAUGGUUAAGUGCCCAACCGAGGUGGAGUUCCGGCGGCUCAUCGAGGCAAACCUGAAGGACCACCGGCAGACGAUGUCGUUGGCCAAUCCGAACGGUACCACCGUUGACGAUGUGAGCAGUGCGGCAUCGAAGGCAGCGGCAGCAGCGAUGUUGGCCUCCGAACUGGAAGCGGUUUCACCGAGGAAGCGCAUCACCCUGAUGCAGCGUCUGCAGGAAAAUCGCACCAAACGCAUGCAGGAGCAAAAUGGCGUCGCAACGCCCAAGGAAAAAUCAUCUCCAUCUACACCAUCUCAACGGCCGGAAUCAUCCUCACCCGUAGCGAGCAGUACACCCAAAUCCAUGAAUGUGGCCGACAUGCUGCAUGCCAAACUGAAAAGAUUUUCGUAUUAGGGAAACCAUAAUCCUCAGCAGUUCAAGUAGUUAAGUUCUUACCUGGUUCUAUCUGUUAAGUAUUUUUGUUUUGUUCAAUAUUCACCCAUUGAAUUCAUUUCUAUUGCAUUUUUCGUUUCGAUGUUGUUCGAAUUGUGUUACCCUAACGAUUAAAGAUUUUAACUUUGUGCGUUUGUAUUACAAACUCAGCAUCAGUAAGCUGUAGAAACUAGGCAUCAGUUCUGACGUUAGUUUAUUUUAAUUUGUGAUUCAUAGUAAAGAGCACCAGCACAGAUUUAAUGCAAACCUAUCAAAGACAUAUAGAUAGAUAGUAGAAAGAAGUGGAAUCUAGUUGAGGCCUGUGUACUCUUUAGUAGUGCGAAUAGAUAUUAGCGGAAUAGAGCUAGACUAACUUUUCCUUAUGUAAAUAAACGGAACAACAAUGACCAAUAGAAAAGUAUAAA
Armigeres subalbatus is the source of this 5093-nucleotide messenger RNA. RefSeq lists its product as uncharacterized. The record is from RefSeq and is a predicted model, not a curated record. Bases 1135 to 4650 code for a protein of 1171 amino acids. Lineage: Eukaryota; Metazoa; Arthropoda; Insecta; Diptera; Culicidae. The transcript is spliced from 6 exons.